UAUAACCAAAUAGAUUAAACUAUUGCUUCUGAUCGGAUAUUGUUGUAGACAUACCCUGACUUUCAUCAAAAAGGACACACAGAGAAUGAAUCGUUUUUCGCCAGUCCUGUGGGGUUUGUUGAUACUUCAACUACAGGCCGGUAUUCAGGAGAAGAGUACGGGAUCACGAUUCUGUGACUUUAACCAACAUAAGUACUUCAAUCACCAAGUACCAAGAUGUAAGCAAUGUGACAAGUGUCAAAUUGGUUUGGGACUGGUCCCAAUUACGAAUCAAGUCAAUCGUUAUAUGUUGUAACUGUAUGUGAUGACGUUACAGGAUGAGGCGAUCAGAUUAGACCCCAUCCAUGGAGCGAUAAGCUGCCAAAGGUGUGUGGAGUGUGUAGCGGGUAAAGAUUUCAGUAACAAUACAUCCUAUCAGCCAUGCAAACUAUUAAAAACUGUACAUCUCUAGGCAUGGAGGAGAGAGAGCCAUGUACCCCCUCAUCUUACACCAAGUGUACACCACCACUUGAAAGUCAAACUUAUGUUCCAAGCAGUACCGUCAAUAAACAAAGUCUUGGAAGUGACGAAACAAAGAAACACGAGGCAAAUAUGAAGUGGGCUAAAGCAUCAGUGAUUGUGCUGAUUUUUCUGGGGGUAUCUACAUUUUGGGUUUCAUGUUGGUAUCAUUUGUACCAACGAAAGGUCCGGCUACUCAGACAAGUUUUAAAAGCAACCAAGAAACACAAGCCUAUCGGAAACCGAACGUCUCAUCCCUUGGCAGUUCAACAGUCAUUAGUGUCACAAGAUGGUCCCCUGAACGAAAGGGACCUUUGUACUCCUGCUACUCUUCUAGUUAAAGACGAAGACUAUUUUCAACUAGGAUUACGACUUAGGAUUGCUUCACAUGACAUAGACAUUAUAAAUGCAGAUUGCCAAGGUAAUGCAAAAAAGAAAUCGUUUGAGGUCCUGAACAAGUGGAGGAAGAUGCUCGGCAAGGAUGCAACUCGUGGUUUGUUUUAUGGUGCGUUGCGUCAUAUAAAACGUGCUGAUGUAAUUACCGAAAUGGAGAAAGAACGAAAGAAAGACAAUGACGAGGGUGAUCACACUGAGGAGUCGCCUUGUUAACAUAGGGUGAUAGCAAGGGUGAUCACACUGAGGUUUCACCGUGUUAACAUAGAGUGAUGACAAGGGUGAUCACACUGAGGUUUCACCGUGUUAACAUAGAGUGAUGACGAGGGUGAUCACACUGGGGAGUCGACUUGUUAACGUAGGGUGAUGACGAGGGUGAUCACUUCAAUUUCAAUUUCAACAAAUUUUAUUGACAAUAUAAGCAAUAGUCAUUAGGAUCAGACAUCGGGCAUAGCCUAUCUAAGUCCUCUCCUUAAAGUGACAACAGGUGGUAAGAAACACAGACAUAUAUUUGUACAUUGAUAUGAUGUUUGGGAUAAGGGGAAGUAACUCCUUGAUGUAAACAGACUUGUUCAGUAUUCUUGAGAUAUAGUAACCCUUUCACUAGGGAUAUUUAAUUUGAGAUAUUUACUAGACUAUUAUCUUCAGUGAAUAAUAUCAAGUAUUAGACAAUGAGUUACUGGUAUUCAUAUAAGGAAAACUGUUGAGUAUAAAUAUUUGGUGAUAUUGGAUUUAUUCCCCCAACAGAUACAGGCCAUACAGUCCAUAUGUAUAACACACUAGCCAUCACACACUGUUAAGGAUCAAAAGCCAAUUUCAGCAAAUAGAUAUAUAAUUUGUAAGACGGGCUACACCAACUCCUGCAAGUAAUAUAGUAAUUCUUUAAUUAAAUUGAAAGGAGUUACUUCAUAUCUUGAUGUAAGCUUAAAGAAGAAGAAGAAGAAGAAGAAGAAGAAGAAGAAGAAGAAAACAGAAAACAAAACAGAAAGGGUGAUCACAAUGGGGAGGCACAUUGUUUUAAAACAUAUGGUGAU
This is a messenger RNA of Mizuhopecten yessoensis (Yesso scallop), 1925 nucleotides long. RefSeq lists its product as uncharacterized. Gene Ontology annotation, molecular function: protein binding. Gene Ontology annotation, biological process: signal transduction. NCBI's taxonomy places the organism in Eukaryota, Metazoa, Mollusca, Bivalvia, Pectinida, Pectinidae. The transcript is spliced from 7 exons. Bases 421 to 1107 code for a protein of 228 amino acids. The record is from RefSeq and is a predicted model, not a curated record.